Messenger RNA from Cantharellus anzutake, 591 nucleotides. RefSeq lists its product as uncharacterized. The transcript is spliced from 2 exons. The coding region runs from base 1 to 591 and encodes 196 amino acids. NCBI's taxonomy places the organism in Eukaryota, Fungi, Basidiomycota, Agaricomycetes, Cantharellales, Hydnaceae. The record is from RefSeq and is a predicted model, not a curated record.
AUGGCACCACACAAGAAUCCCACUGAUGGCAGUGGGGUUCAUCCCAAUUCUGCCACACUAAUUCAUGAAGAGCAGUUCUCUGAGGCCAUUGACGAUGAUGUAGAGGUAUCAUUGGAGGAUGUCUAUGAACAUCUCAAUGGAGAAGCCCUCCCUGAAGGGCUUGCAGAGGUGGAUGGCAGUCUUCAGCUGGACAUGACAGUUGCUGAAGACCAUGAUGGGGCAUCCAUUGGAGACACCAGUGUGGUGGUCGGGACUCCAGCUGAUAGCGAUGGAUUGGGAUGGGGUAAACAAUUGCUGCUGCCUACCCUAUCUCUGUCCGCUCCGAUACUCACCUUCAGAUCAAACAUCACUCCUCUCACCACCCUCCUCUUCUUACUCCUCACGACCCCUCCACCCUUCCAUCACUCUCCGACCCUACCUCCAUCUGUUCCGAUAUUUACCUUCAGACCUGACAUCAUUCCUUCCCCACUCCUCUCAUCACUCUCCUCCCUCCGACCCUCUUCUGCCAAACCUCUGCCAAGUUACAACCUUCCACCGCUGUCCUGUACCCUCGGACACCGCUCAUACCUUCGCUCCGAGAUCCCAUCAUAG